GAUUCCUGACCGGCCGAACAAACCUCAGUUUGCACAUAGAGAGUGUACGUGCAGUUUCCUAGUUGACAACCUUUGAUUACUCUACAAAGUUAAAUAUUAAACAAGAUGUCGUACAAAGUGGAGCCACUGCCUGAUUCGUACGCCGGCCUGGGCGAGGGACCUCACUGGGAUGAGCAGCGUCAAUCGCUCUAUUAUGUGGACAUCGAGGCGGGCGGUCUGCUGCGCUACGAUUACAAGCAGAACAAGGUGUACAAGGCGCAAAUUGAGGGAGAGAAGCUGGCUGGCUUUGUGCUGCCCAUUGCUGGUAAUCCACAGGAAUUUGCCGUCGGCUGUGGUCGUCGCGUAGUCAUUGUGAACUGGGAUGGCGCUUCACCCGUAGCCAAGCCUGUCCGUACUUUGUUUGAGGUGCAGCCAGAGUAUGAGGCGAAUCGCUUCAAUGAUGCUAAAACUGAUCCUCGUGGUCGUCUUUAUGGUGGCACCAUGCGCUACAUUGGGGAUGAGUUUGUGCAUCGCCAUGGCGAGCUCUAUAUGUGGCAGGCAGGCAGCAAUGCUGAGGUGGUCAAGAGCGAUGUGGGCAUCUCCAACGGUCUGGCUUGGGAUGAGCAGAACAAGAAAUUCUACUACAUUGACACCACCGACUAUGAGGUCAAGUCCUACGAUUAUGAUGUCAACACUGGCAAAGUUAGCAAUCCUAAGGUCAUUUAUAAUUUGCGCAAGACCAGCCCCAAGGAUCAUCUGCUGCCCGACGGCAUGACCAUUGACACUGAAGGCAAUCUCUAUGUGGCCACCUUCAAUGGCGCUACCAUUUACAAGGUCAAUCCCAGCACUGGUAAAGUAAUGCUGGAGAUUAAGAUGCCCACCAAGCAGAUCACCUCUGUGGCCUUUGGCGGACCCAACAUGGAUAUCCUGUAUGUGACCACCGCAGCCAAAUUUGAUCAGCCUUCGCCUGCUGGCACCACCUACAAGGUGACUGGGCUCAAUGCCAAGGGUUAUCCUGGCGUAAGCCUGAAGAUCUAAGCUCUCAAAUUUCAUAAGCAUUGUUUUUUUUAGACCUACAAUUAUUUUUGUAAUAUCACAUCCUGUGCAAUUUGCAAUAAAGUUUUUUU
Drosophila busckii is the source of this 1106-nucleotide messenger RNA. Its product is annotated as regucalcin. The transcript is spliced from 3 exons. Gene Ontology annotation, molecular function: calcium ion binding; gluconolactonase activity. The record is from RefSeq and is a predicted model, not a curated record. Gene Ontology annotation, biological process: L-ascorbic acid biosynthetic process. Lineage: Eukaryota; Metazoa; Arthropoda; Insecta; Diptera; Drosophilidae. The coding region runs from base 106 to 1017 and encodes 303 amino acids.